This is a messenger RNA of Lithohypha guttulata, 1482 nucleotides long. RefSeq lists its product as uncharacterized. The transcript has a single exon. Gene Ontology annotation, molecular function: protein binding. The record is from RefSeq and is a predicted model, not a curated record. The coding region runs from base 1 to 1482 and encodes 493 amino acids. NCBI's taxonomy places the organism in Eukaryota, Fungi, Ascomycota, Eurotiomycetes, Chaetothyriales, Trichomeriaceae.
AUGGCCGAAGCAGUGGCAGCAUUUUACGCUAUUGAGACAGCAGUGGAAGCAGCAGCCAUUAGUGCGCUUGCAGUGUCUGGCGCUACCGUACCCCUGCAUGCCAAGUUUCAGAAGGUUAAUGGAGCGCCAUCUACGGCUGCUGCUGUUAAGGGCAGCACCACACACGUCGUCAAGAACAAGCUCUACAUUGUCGGUGGUGAGGCCGCAGAACCAAUCGAUGACCAUGGCAUCCACGUCUUGUCGUUUGCGCCAGACUUUGGCUCUUCAAGAACAACACUUAGUCAACCACUAGAUCUGGACUAUGAACUGCAGAAGCCAGAGUUCGCUAUUGAGCAGAGACCUCUUCAAGCUCACAGCAAACAUCUAGAAGAAGAUGUCUCCGUAGCUAAAGAUCUUUCUCAUCGUCACUCAUGGGCGCGAAACAAACACGCCUCCGCGGCGGUUGACGAUAAGAUAUAUGUGUUGGGUGGAGUCUUUGCAGGUAGCAACAAGUUGCGGAAGUCUAACACUGAACACAUCAUUCCGCUAGAUACCAUACUAGCCUUUGAUACUCUCCGGAGCACAUAUUCGGCCAUCGCUGCGAACACCUCGAAGAGCACUGAAGGCAUACCUGAACCUCGCUAUUCGGCCUCUUGUACCAGUUCGCCAAAUCCUUCGUCCGUACCUGCUCUACAAGGUGAAGGGCCCACGAUCGAAGCCCACGGAACGAUCUUUCUGCAUGGUGGAUACGAUGUCUCUGGCCAGCCUCUUCACGAUACCUGGACGUUUGACAUUGGGACAAGAGCAUGGCACAAGUUUCCAACGAUAGUCGAAGAAGCUUUACACGAUAGGUCCUCACCUGGCCAGAUAUCAUAUGUUGAUGGUCGUCUCUGGUACGUCAACAGCUCAACCGUCAUGUACCUUGACCUGUCUGAGCGUCAGCCACUAAGUGACGAUGACGUUCCGCCAGUGUCCGAGAGUCUGAGUACAGGGCGAGUUGGAAGUGGUCAAUGGCAGGUGGUCUAUCCUACCCCUGAGGCUGAUCCAGCUGUGCCAGCAGAGAAGUACAAGACCAAAUCUGCCACAGCUGCAAAAGCAGAUAGUAUUCCUACAGAACCUACCAAUCAUGUCGCGCCUGUCACCACAGGUGCAGGCCGUUUAUACCUCGUCACAUGCAGUUCGACCAACCCGCAGCAAAUGCAUCUCUUUCAGAUACCUUCUAGUGCCCAGACUGCAGCUAGCGUCAAGGAUACUAUUCGGGAUAAGACCUCAAGUGCCAUUUCAGCUUUGUCGGACGACUGGAAAAGUGGAAAGCACGAAUGGAGUAAGAUUGAGGUUCUACGCAGUACAAAGGAAGAAGGCGAACUUAAAAUACCAAGCACAGAUCUGGAGGACUUCUCUGUCGCUACCUGGGAGGAAUACGGUAACAAGCUCGUGUUCUGGGGAGGCAAGACUGAAAUCGAUGACUACAAGAACGAGGGCUGGGUUUUGCAACUGGACUGA